AUGAUCAUGCGGCGAAGGAAUACAUUGCAGUUUCAUUUAAAAUCAGGGCGUCGAUACGAAGUUGCCAGGGAUUCAUUACUGCAGAACAGUAGUUACUAUCAAGACAUGGUAAACAGUAGAAUGAGAGAUGCACACUUCAAAGAACUUACAUUGGAUUGUCUUUCUGAUGCGAGCUUGCAAGAAGUUAGUGAGUUUUUAUUAUCGCUGCAAAGCAGUGAGGAAGACAGGUCUACAAAGAUGAAGCGAAUAGAAAAUAUUGAAAAAGCAUAUUUGAAUGAUUCAUCAUACGCACGAAUCUUCGGAUUAGCAAAGAAGUACGCUCUCAUCGAGUGGUUUGAGAAGGCUCCCAAGUUGACAGCACGUCAAGAUCACGUCAUGACGGCGUUGGGAGAUAAAAUUUUUGUCGUUGGAGGAAACUGUUUCGCAACCGAAAACGGCCUCGAUACCGUUGAAAGUGCUAUGAGAUGUUUAUUCAUUUACCCCGCAUGUGGACAGUGGACAUUCGUACUGACACUUAAGCUGUCUUUCUGGACUGCUCAACAUAGCAUUCUCUUCAACGGCUCCCUGCUCUGUUUUGCUCUCGAUUGGUUAAACCAUAAUUAUGUAAUACAAAAAAUCAAUUUGAAAAAUUAUCUGGAUAUCAACAUAUCAUCCUCAAAUGAACUCAAGAAGAAAUAUGACAUAUCAAAUGCAACCGAUACUGAAGAGAGCUGUGGCGUAGAACAUGCGGUAGUUUACGCCGUAUACCCUGUGGUUUUUUCAUAG
Molecule: messenger RNA, 765 nt
Organism: Helobdella robusta
Lineage: Eukaryota; Metazoa; Annelida; Clitellata; Rhynchobdellida; Glossiphoniidae
Exons: 6
Coding region: 1-765 (254 amino acids)
Molecular function (GO): protein binding
Source: RefSeq, a predicted model, not a curated record